AUGAAAAAGGCGGCGAGCAAAGUGCGCGACGAAAAACUGUUGGCCGCGGUGCGCGAUCGACCGGUGCUCUACGAUCAGUCAAUGCACGUGUUCAAGGACUACGGCGCCAAGAACGCCGCGUGGAAAGAAGUGGCUUCCGCCGUGGUCGGUUCUCAGGACAAACAGGCCGUCGAACGGUUGAAAGUCCGUUGGAAAACGCUACGGGACGGUUUCGUCAGGCAUUUGAAGAAGAAAAAGACGAUGGAGAUGUAUACUGCGGCGGCAGCCAUGCGCCCAUACAAGCUAGAAAAACAAAUUGCGUUCCUGUUGCCACACGUGUCCUUCCGUGACGAGGACGACAACGGCGGUAGCAACGACGACGAGGAUACUUCUUCACUGCUAAUGGCCACCGAUAUCAAGACCAACGAAUGUGAAUCAUCGGCGUACGAUCAACAGUCAGCCGCCGAAAUGCUUUACGAACAGUCCAACAUGGACAAGACGUGCAGCGAACACGAGGCCUUGGACCGGUCCAUACACUUUCUGUGCGACCAGCGGUACAAACAGGCGGCCGCCACAAAUUACAAAUUGGAAGAUAUGGACUCGGUGGACGCAUUCUUCCAUGCCAUGGCGCAAACAGUCAAACAGUUGAAACCUAUCACUGUGGCAAAGAUCAAAAGAGCAGUGUCAAUCAUUGUGUCAAAUGCAGAAAUCGAAGAGAUGGAAACUGUCCCGUGUGGAAGGUUUCCUAUGACCGUUCCUAUCACAAAUGAAUCUAAAAAGUAGAAUUUCAAGUGCUAUGUUAUGUUUGUAUAAAAAAUAAAAUUAUGUAUCAUACUAUUAUACAUAUUUAUACUAUAAGGAUUAGAUAUUAAACAUAAUAUUUUAGUAUAUAAUGUUCAAUGUUAAACUUAAUAAGAAUAAAAACAAUAAGAAAUACUACUUGUACUUGAGGAGAAUGCGAAUGCCGAAGAUAAUUUUGUUUUCAAAAUAGUGAGAAUAAGAUGUAGGUACCUAUUUUAUAAUUCUGUGUUAUCGCAUCUUAAUAUUAAUAUAUUUUUAAAAUUUCAAGUGUC
This is a messenger RNA of Rhopalosiphum maidis (corn leaf aphid), 1052 nucleotides long. RefSeq lists its product as uncharacterized. Gene Ontology annotation, biological process: regulation of transcription by RNA polymerase II. Bases 1 to 762 code for a protein of 253 amino acids. Lineage: Eukaryota; Metazoa; Arthropoda; Insecta; Hemiptera; Aphididae. The record is from RefSeq and is a predicted model, not a curated record. The transcript has 3 exons. Gene Ontology annotation, cellular component: transcription regulator complex; nucleus.